Molecule: messenger RNA, 300 nt
Organism: Penicillium atrosanguineum
Lineage: Eukaryota; Fungi; Ascomycota; Eurotiomycetes; Eurotiales; Aspergillaceae
Exons: 1
Coding region: 1-300 (99 amino acids)
Source: RefSeq, a predicted model, not a curated record
AUGCGCUCCUCCAGCUAUGACCGCACCGACCCACCCUCUUCAGAAAACUACCAACUCUCCGACAAACGCCAUGGCCGUAACACAUCCGCUCGGCGCGAUCCGUACCAUUACUACGGAGGCCGUGCCAUCACGCUUUCAGAUGACAGGGAUGAUAGUAGUGUGAAGAGUAUCCUUGGCAAGCCAGGGAUCACAACAACGCAAGAGGUCUCGGUGACGUAUGAACAGAAUAUGAAUGCUGACAGAGGGCUGGAGAGAUCGCGGGCUGUUGUUAGUCCGAUUAAUCCCACGGCACGAUUCUGA